Messenger RNA from Amaranthus tricolor (Joseph's coat), 2934 nucleotides. RefSeq lists its product as uncharacterized. The coding region runs from base 1872 to 2138 and encodes 88 amino acids. NCBI's taxonomy places the organism in Eukaryota, Viridiplantae, Streptophyta, Magnoliopsida, Caryophyllales, Amaranthaceae. The transcript is spliced from 4 exons. The record is from RefSeq and is a predicted model, not a curated record.
UAAUCAUCACAUAAACCCACGCCACAAACCCCUCUUAUUCUUUCGUUCUACUUCUAAGUUCUAACCAUUUUUGAUUCUUUCCUUCACAUUUCAUUCCAUUUUUCAUUUUCAUUUGAACCAAAUUGAAGAUUGAAGCAACGAAAGAUCAUCUUUUGCUGGUAUGUUAACCGAAUUUGAGCUUUAAACCCUAUUAAUUUGAUUAAUAAUCUACUCAGUUUGUGUUAAGUUUGAUUUCGCUCUUAGGGAGCAGUAAAUAAUCAAAUUGUUGAUUACUUGAUUCUUCCAUUAUGAUGUUGGUAUUGAUUUGAAUCUUUUACAUUUGAUUUUUUGAUGUUUUUCUCAUCCAUUUGCUACUUCUGGGUGCAUUACUUUGUAGGUUUUUGUUUUUCCAUGGAAAGUUCCAUUGUCGUUUUAUUUGAAACUUAAAAUCAAUGUUGAGUUUAUUUAGAUAGACAUGGAUUGGAAUGAGAUAUUAGGAAAUGACUUACUUUUGUAUGGCCAGAAUUUUUAGCUGAUGUAGAAGGAUUGUGUCUAUGGUUUUUAGCCUGCAUAUUGGAGGAUAUAUUCUUUAUGACCCUAGUCAAAACAAAGCAACAACACAAUUCCAUUACCUCAAUGUUAAUAGUUGCUCCAUUUAGGCUGGGGUUUGGGGGUCGGAUGUACGCAUCCUUACCAUGAUAACAAAGAUGCAAUCAGGCAAUCUAGGCUUGGGUGCCAUUGUUCAAGAAAACUGAUCAAAACCCAACUAAUAUUAUAGUUGAGUUAGUUUCAGCACACAUACAAAGCAGAGUAUUCAGCCUACCAAUAUAGUACCCUGAAUUCUUCACUAUUUUUAAAUGACCUUUGGUAGCAAUAUUAUGUGCAACAUCACAAAGAUAACUAGUGCAUGUGAUUUAGUGAGCUAUUAAUAUAGUCCAUUAUAAUUCGAAGCCAAAGACCCAUAAAUUUUUAGCUGCAUUGGGAAUGGACAAUGCCCUUAGUUAAUUCAAUAAUGAAAAUUUUAUGCCUUUUCCAUUUUUCCUUUUGAAUUUUGUAAAUUGUUUGUACUUUGGAGAAAGUAUGUGUAUUUGGUUAAUGCAAGAAACUUUUUUGAAGUAUUGUAGUGAUCUCAUAUCUGCGAGGAGGAUCGAGGUGAUGAAAUUUUAGGAAUACCUGUUACAUCUAAAGAGCUCAAAUGAGGCAAUGCUAUGGCAUUAUUGACCUAUUUAGUGGCAUGCUUAUGCAUUAGACCACUAAGUUUUGCUGUUAUGCUGAAUGUGUAGAAUUAGUGUUAUUAGUGAUCUUUGUAAUUUUAGACUUAUGGGAGCAGGAUUUUCAUUACUUUUUUGAGCUGUAUUACAGGACAUUGAGCAUGUAUGUGGACUAGAAAGAAAAUAUGGUGCUUUAAAAUAAGAACUGAUGAAGAAACUAAAAAUGUGUCAGAUUUGAAGUAAAAUUGAUAAUAUGGUGGUUUUGGCUUUUUAAGCUUCAGCGUUAGAAAAAAAAACCUGCUAUUGAACAACUUUUUUGGGGCUCCCUUAUCAAGACAAAUAUGAGAGAACUUAUUGAAUGGAUAAGUGGUUAUUACAUCAAGCAUAAUGUAUUUGGAUAUGUACUCUCACCUUUAGAACCUCGUCAAUAUCAUCUUGGAAAGCCAACUUUGUUUUAUAAGAGAGGAGUUGAGUCUUGAUAUCAAGAGUUCAAGAUCCGAGACCAGUAAUGAGGUAACCGUUCCUAUUAGAGGCAUGUGGAUGCUCAGCCUAUAAAGACUAAUGGAUUGUGACUCGCUGUGGGCUGGGGUUAUCGCAAAGUAGAACCUCUGAUGUUGGUUGGCAGCCCUAUACAGUCUUCCUACUACUGCGAAAGAGUUUAUAAAGAUAUAUUCUUAGAGUAUGAAGUCAAAUACAGAAGCAACCCUACAUGAUGAAACCAUCUCAUCUCAUCAGUCUCCUUCCAUAAAACCUCAGCAGCCACCGCAAUUACUUCAUCAGACUGAUGCAGAUGAAGAAGACGAGAAUGUGAAACAGCUCGGAGAUUGCUCCUCUCUUUACUUGAACUUGCAGGAUUGUCUGAUCAAAAGUGAUAGAAACUGGAAAACGUGCCAGAGGGAGGUUCAAGCUCUAAAGGCGUGUCAUGAAAGGAAGAAGGGAGGGAAAUGAGGAAUGUGUUGCACAAUGGAGAUUGCUGAUUGAAGCAUAUAAAUGUAAACAGAGAACUCAAAUUUAAGUUGCCAUCACACAAAUGAGGCAUCAACUUGUCGUAGCUCUGCGUAAGCCAUAGACCAGCAUCGCCUCCAAGGGAACAAAAGAUGCUCAGCGCUUACUGAAACCUUAUGAAUAUUGAUAAACUUUUUUGGUAGCUGGAUAAUGUUUUUUUACGUUGUGGAACGGGUGCUAGGAAAGGAGGCAAUGAGAAUCGAACCUAAAUGCCUCCUGGAAAACGUAGUAUAUAUGUCACCUGAAACAAGACCUGAUUCUCAGAAUCUCGGCUUGAUAAUGUCAUUACUACUAACAAUAUGGUCUCAUAAUCAUAGGUAUUAUUGUCCUUCAACAUUGAGUUAAGCCACUGCUAAUUGUGAUCAAAAUAUCAUAGAAUCAUAUAUGGUUCUAUGAGAAAAAAAAAUGUUGCGUGCCAUUCAUCAUCAAAAUAUGAUCAUGAGGUUAUUUGUGUGCCUCAACUCACCAAUCUUUACAUUGAUUUGGAAGAUUUUAUGCAAAUUUUCGAGAAAAUAAAAGUUUGUAAAAAGUCAAGUUAAAUGUAUAAUUCUUCCUAUUUGGAGCAAAUGACACUCAUAUUGUAACAUUUCAUAAAAAAAUCCGAGAUAAUCCAUCCUUGAACAAUGUCACCAAGCAACAUUCCAAAUGUUCAUCUAGGGCUUUUAUUUGUUUGAGGUUGUGAUCACAUUACCUUGUUUAGUUUUUCUAUAAAUAGGAAGUAUUACUUCCAUAGCAUACA